Molecule: messenger RNA, 5064 nt
Organism: Prorocentrum cordatum
Lineage: Eukaryota; Dinophyceae; Prorocentrales; Prorocentraceae
Source: the annotation of a GenBank genome assembly
AUGGCGCACGCUCCGCCUGGGAGCCCCGCGCCCGCGCUCCACGACGCCGUCGGGGGAGCGGUCGGCUCGCGGGCCGACGCCUCGGCGCGGGGCGCGAAGGGGAUCAGCCCGCUCCACGAGGCGGCCUUUGCCGGCGAGCUUGGCGUGCUGAGGCAUCUCAUCGAGAGCCGCGUGGACCUCAACGCGAGGGACAGGCACGGGCAGACGCCGCUCUUCUUCGCACCGUGCGGGGAGGUAUGCGCGCUCCUCGUCGACGCGAAGGCCGACGCGAACCGGCUGAACAAGAAGGGCCAGACCGCGCUCCACUUGGCCGCCAACGCCGGCAUGGAGGAGGUGGUGGAGUGGCUGUGCAGCAGAAUGAGCCCGGGCCUGAUCAACGCGCAGGACAAGCACGGCCGGACCGCGCUGUGGUGCGCCAAGGCGCAAGGCCUGAAGGGCACCGCGGCCCUGCUCGAAGCUCGCGGCGCGAGCGCCAGGAUUCAGCCGCAGCGGGCGCAGAAGGAGAGGCGCUUCAAUAGCAGGAAGCUCCAGUUCCACUCCUUCGAGCCCGUGACUCUGCAGACCUUCCAGGAGGCGGCCGACGUCGAGCGGCAGCUCCGGCGGCUGGAGGCCGAGGCGGAGGCAGUGAUGCCUGGCCAGGUGCCUGGGAGGUGGCAGGCCGACGCGCCCGCGGCGCAGCUGCGGGCCUCGCUGCCGCCGGCGCCGCUCCUGGAGGCCGCGUCCGAGGACGGGGCUAGCGUCUGCGAGUUCGAGGCGAUCUCGCCGAAGAGGAAGAGCUCGGAGCUGCCGCACCUCUCCGACGUCACCUGGCACCGAGACCACGACGUGGUCGCCGUGCUCGCCGCCGAGGCGCUGGGCAGCGAGGGCGAGGAGGACGCGCUCGCCAGCACGCUGGCAGACGCCCGGCAGUGCGAGGGCUCGCCUCCAGGGGUGCCUGACGACGUCGGGGAGGACGCGCUCGCCAGCACGCUGGCAGACGCCCGGCAGUGCGAGGGCGCGCCUCCAGGGGUGCCUGACGACGUCGGGGAGGACGCGCUCGCCAGCACGCUGGCAGACGCCCGGCAGUGCGAGGGCGCGCCUCCAGGGCCUCCCGCGAUGCCAGCCUCCCCGGUGGCGGGGCCGUUGUCGGUGGGCCGCACGUCGGUGGCGGGGGCCGACCCGGGCUCCGAGGACUCUGCCCCGGACGAGGCCAUGCAGAGGGCUGCGGUCCGCAUCCAGGCGCGGACGCGCGGCACCCGGGCGAGGCAGCAGAUCAGGCAGAGGCUCGUGGAGAAGAUCGAGCGAGACGGCUGCGUGUUCUGGGAGGUCGUGCUCUCGGAGGAGGCCACCCGGAGCGAGCCCUUGGGCUUCUCUUUUGUCAGCGGCAAGGUGGAGUUUGCCAAGCGGCUCGGUGCGCCGGUGUCGACCUCGUCGGCGGACGCGGUUGGUCCAGAGGCGCUCUUUGUGAAGCGAGUGGCUUCGGGGUACUUGCUGGACAAAUGGAACUUGGCACACCCAGAUGCAGAAGUCGUCGCCGGCGACCGCAUCGUUGAGGUCAACGGCAUAACGGGGGUGCGUGGCAUGUCCAAGGAACUGCGCGCACCUGCCGUCAAGAUGGUUGUUGUACAGUACCCAGAGUGGUUCCAGGUGGAGCUCACGCAGGUCGACGCUCAGAGGCGCACGCCCUUCGGCAUCGAGUGGGAGAGCGUUGAGCACGAGAGCCUCGCGGAGCUGAAGGUCACCGCCGUGUCGCCGGCCGGGCUGGCCGAGGCCGCCAACCAGCGUUUCAUCGCCAAGGGCCUCUUCCACUACGUGGUGGCCCCCGGCAUGCGCAUCGAGGCGGUGAACGGGGUGAGUGGCGAUGUGGGCCUGAUGGCGGCGCGGCUGGCGGAGGGCCCGGCGGUGAAGCUGAGGAUCCGCAGGGCCGAGGUGGGCGCCGUGGCGAAGGAGAAGCUGAAGCGCAGGCUCUUCGCCUGGAGGGCCCUGCGCUUCGGCGGGAAGCGUGCGCAGACCCCAUCGGUCGCCUUCGAGGCGCCGAGGGCGCGGCAGGACGAGCAGAGCGACAUCCCGACGCAGGCGCCUGCGCCCCCCAGGGACGCCGGGCUCAGCAUCGACCCGGAGGCGUCGCCGAGGAGCCGGGAGCUGCAGGCACACAUCCAGGGCGCGCUGAGCUCGGGUCGCAUCGUGCCGUGCGACACGCCCGCGGGGCCAGCGCUCAUCGAGGACGUGGCCUCUCCUGCCACCAGGGAGCACGGGGCCUCUGAGACGCAGGCCGCCGCCGCCGCGCGGGAGGGGGUGCCUCCGCAGCUUCCGGAGCAGCCUGUGCAGCGGCCCGCCGCGCCGGCUGCGGAGGAGGCCUCGGCCCCACCCGCUGCGGCUGCGCCGCAGGAGGCCUCGGCUCCGCCUGCGGCCCCGGCGGCUCUGGAGCCCGAGGCGCUGCCCGUGGAGGCGGCGCCGCUCGCGGCCCCAGAAGCGACCCCUCGGGAGGCGCUGCCGACGCAGGCGGCCCCCGCCGCCGAGGUGCCACCGCAGCCUGCCGAGCAGGUCGCCGCGCCAGCUGCGGAGGAGGCAGCGGCGCCAGCCGCCGCGCCAGCGGCUCCUGAGCAGGAGGCCGGCGCCACAGCGCCCACAGAAGAGGCUCGCACCGCUGCCGCCGCCGUGGGGGCAGCCGCGACCCCUUGCGAGGAGGCCGUCCCGGCGCCCGCCGAGGAGGCCUCUCCCGCUGCCGCCGCAGUGGAGGCCGUCGCGACUCCUUGCGAAGAGGCCCGCCCGGCCUCCCCCGCUGCCGCCGCAGUGGAGGCAAUCGCGACUCCUUGCGGAGAGGCCGUCCCGGCGCCCGCCGAGGAGGCCGCCACAGCGCCCACAGAAGAGGCUCGCACCGCUGCCGCCGCCGUGGGGGCCGUCGCGACUCCUUGCGAGGAGGCCGUCCCAGCGCCCGCCGAGGAGGCCAGCGCCGCUGCCGCCGCAGUGGAGGCUGUCGCGACUCCUUGCGAGGAGGCCGUCCCGGCGCCCGCCGAGGAGGCCUCCCCCGCUGCCGCCCGCCGCUGCCGCCGCAGUGGAGGCUGUCGCGACUCCUUGCGAGGAGGCCGUCCCGGCGCCCGCCGAGGAGGCCUCCCCCGCUGCCGCCGCAGUGGAUGCAAUCGCGACUCCUUGCGGAGAGGCCGUCCCGGCGCCCGCCGAGGAGGCCUCCCCCGCUGCCGCCGCCGUGGGGGCCGUCGCGACUCCUUGCGAAGAGGCCCGCCCAGCGCCCGCCGAGGAGGCCGCCACAGCGCCCACAGGAGAGGCUCUCACCGCUGCCGCCGCCGUGGGGGCCGUCGCGACUACUUGCGAGGAGGCCGUCCCGGCGCCCGCCCAGAGGCCCGCCCAGCGCCCGCCGAGGAGGCCGCCACAGCGCCCACAGAAGAGGCUCUCACCGCUGCCGCCGCCGUGGGGGCCGUCGCGACUCCUUGCGAGGAGGCCGUCCCGGCGCCCGCCGAGGAGGCCUCCCCCGCUGCCGCCGCGGGGGCCGUCGCGACUCCUUGCGAGGAGGCCGUCCCGGCGCCCGCCGAGGAGGCCUCCCCCGCUGCCGCCGCGGUGGAGGCCGUCGCGACUCUUUGCGAAGAGGCCCGCCCAGCGCCCGCCGAGGAGGCCGCCACAGCGCCCACAGAAGAGGCUCUCACCGCUGCCGCCGCCGUGGGGGCCGUCGCGACUCCUUGCGAGGAGGCCGUCCCGGCGCCCGCCGAGGAGGCCUCCCCCGCUGCCGCCGCGGGGGCCGUCGCGACUCCUUGCGAGGAGGCCGUCCCGGCGCCCGCCGAGGAGGCCUCCCCCGCUGCCGCCGCGGUGGAGGCCGUCGCGACUCUUUGCGAAGAGGCCCGCCCAGCGCCCGCCGAGGAGGCCGCCACAGCGCCCACAGAAGAGGCUCUCACCGCUGCCGCCGCCGUGGGGGCCGUCGCGACUCCUUGCGAGGAGGCCGUCCCGGCGCCCGCCGAGGAGACCUCCCCCGCUGCCGCCGCCGUGGGGGCCGUCGCGACUCCUUGCGAGGAGGCCGUCCCGGCGCCCGCCGAGGAGGCCGCCACAGCGCCCAUGGCAGAAGAGGCUCCCGCCGCUUUGGCCGCGUUGCAGGCCGCCGCCGCGCCGGGCGAGGGUGCUUUUGCUGCCGCUGCCGUGGAGGCCGUCGCCGCACCCUGCGAAGAGGCCGCCCUGGCCGCCGAAGUUCCGCGGCAGCCGGAGCCGCUCGUGAAGGAGGCGGCCGCGCAAACUGCGGGGGAGGCCUCGGCGACACCUGCCGCCCAUGCAGCGUCUCAGCAGGAGGCGUCGCCCGCACAGAAAGCCCAGGCCGCCGAGGUACCGCAGUGGUCUAGAGAGGAGGCCCCCGCGCCAGCUGCCGAGGUCGCCUCGGCGACUCCUCAGCAAGACGCGCUGCAAGCAGAGGCGACCCAGACAGCCGAGGCGCCGCGACAGCUAGAGCAGUCUGUGGAGGAGGCCGCCGUACCGGCUGCGGAGGAAGCCGUGGCGCCGUCUACUUGCCCAGAGGCUGCUCAGCAAGAGCUGCGGCUGGCGGAGGCGACCCCCGCCGCCGCGGUGCCGCAGCUGCACGCGGGAAAGGCAUCCGCACCAGCUGUGGAGGAGGCCUCAGCGCCAGUUGUGGCUCCGGCGACUCCUCAGCAGGAGGUGGCGGCCCCCGCCGCCGAGGUGCCACGGCGGCCAGAACUGGCUGCGGAGGAGGCUGCCGCGCCGGCUGCUGAGGAGGAGGUUAUGGGGGAGGCGUGCGCGCCUUUGCAGAGUGAGGUGGGCGGCCUGGUGCCAACGCUGCGCGCGCUCGAGCAGGGCGAUGGCGCGCUCGCCGAGCUGCCCCAGCAGCCGCCGAGCGCGUCGCCGUCCCAGGCGGCGGAGCGAGAAGGCGUGUGCGGCUACUCCGUGGGCGACGACGUCUUCGUCUGGAGCAGCUCGCAGGAUCGAUGGCAGCCCUGCAGGGUCGCAGCCGUGUUCCUGGAGGACACGACGGAGGGUGGCAUCGACAUCCUGCCCAACACUGUGAAGGUGGAGUCUGCCUCUGGCGUGAAGUACGUGGCUGAGGUCGGAGAAGAAGCAAAUGCACAAGCAUAA